Ictalurus furcatus (blue catfish) is the source of this 1436-nucleotide messenger RNA. RefSeq names its product tetraspanin 2a (gene tspan2a). Lineage: Eukaryota; Metazoa; Chordata; Actinopteri; Siluriformes; Ictaluridae. The coding region runs from base 265 to 915 and encodes 216 amino acids. Gene Ontology annotation, cellular component: membrane. The record is from RefSeq and is a predicted model, not a curated record. The transcript has 10 exons.
CGAACGUCCAACGUCACACCAACUUUAUUCCAGUCAGCAACGGUGUCUUUCCAGUGAUGGAUAAGGCAUGAGAAGUCUGACAAACUCUGCAUCUCAGCAAAGAUAAGGACGCACGCGCUCGUGCUGACAGGAGGAGACGCGCUCUGUGUGCUUCAGUGAAAUUUCCCGCAUUUCAACUCUCCCGAGUUAAACAUUAAUCCUGCACAAGGAGGACGUACGAGGCGCAGAUACCGGCAAAAUGAGCAAAGUGCAUGGAGUCACGAAAUGCGUGAAAUACCUGCUUUUCGUCUUCAACUUCAUAUUCUGGGGUCCCAUCAGUCCCACCGCCAAUGCAAGCUCUGUGGUUCUUUGGUGUUAGCAGUGGGACUGUGGCUGAGGUUUGAUCCUAAUACAAAAUCAUUACUGAAUGCAGAUAAUGCUCCCCAAACCUUCUUUUUUGCUGUGUAUAUUUUGAUGGGAGUAGGAGGAAUCAUGAUGCUCGUGGGUUUCUUUGGGUGCUGUGGAGCUGUGAGGGAGUCGCAGUGUCUUCUGGGAUUGUUCUUUUCCUGUCUACUGAUCAUUUUUGGUGCAGAAGUGGCUGCAGGAAUUUUUGGCUUAUUGAACAAAGAUGGGAUUAUUAAUGAGGUUAAAAACUUCUACAGUACCUCAUUCAAUACUACUAGCGGCUUCACCAAAAUCACCUUCGUGUACCAUAAUAAUCUUGAGUGCUGUGGAGACUUAGAGGGAAAAUCUAAUACGUCUCUGUGUACUACCAAUAAUACCAAGGAUUGCCUCAAAGCCAUAGAGGAUUUUUUUAAUGAGAAACUCAUCAUCAUUGGAUAUGUGGGUAUUGGCACUGCAGGCAUCAUGAUAAUUGGUAUGAUCUUCAGUAUAGUCCUAUGCCGUGGUAUACGGAGCAACAGGGAAGUCUUAUAGAUUCUCACAGGCCUCCUAAUUCAGGUUGAACUGUCCUGAAUCUGAAGUCCCGACCUCACUGAGCCAACGUAUUUGAAAGGCUUGCAUAGAGUAGUGUAAGAUAUUGUUGCAGCUUUCUAAUGCUAAUUUCUUUGUUUAAUUGUAUUUGGCUGUGCUGCACCACCACUGCAUGGAUUGAGUGUAUAUGAAUUAAAAUGACCUUUUAUAUUGUUUCGUUUAGCUGGGAGAUUAGUUAUGAUUACAGCCUGAUUUUUAUGUCCAGUUUAGACAUUACUAAGCAGAGAAGCUUGGGCAAACAUAAUUUUUUUCUGUUUUUCUCCUCCUACUAUGCAUUACAUAAAAGGACUGCUAAUGUAAAUAUUGUAUGUAAGGAACAGGUACUGUUUGCUUUGGAAUAUUAUUUUGUGUGCAAAUAUAGUCCAUGUUUGCUGUAGUAAUGUGUUUAGUUUAGGAUAUGAUUAAUGCGCUGUAAAUGUUUAGGUGGUUUGUAAGUGAUUCAUAAAACCAUCAUUCAAAGAUGA